GGCGCAGGCGCAGCCGGGCGGGGGCGGAGCCCGACGUCCCAGAGCGGCGUCUCGGGGAGGGCAGGCAUGGCGGGGAGCGCGGAGGAGGAGGUAGCCUGGCUGACGCGGGCCGUGCAGGCCCUCGGGUGCGCGGCAGACUCCCCGGGGAAGGGAGCCGGGCCGGAGGCGGAGGCGGAGGCGGGAGCGAGGUUGGCCGAGGCCGCGGCCCGCGGAGCGUCGUGCGCCCACUUCCGAGCCCUGUGCGCCCGCCUGGCCGCCCAGCUCGGCGCGCUGGGGGCCCUGAAGGAAGGCGCGGCCCUGAGCGCCGGGGACGCUGACGGCCCCGAAACGGAGGACUGCUUCCUGCUGGAGCUGAGCGACCUGCUGCGGGAGCUCCACUGCCCGGACCGGGCCCUCACGACGGGGAACCCCACGGCUCGGCUCCGGGACCCCGGCAGCAGCCUGCGCCUGCUUCGCUUUCUCCUCUCCGAGCUCCAGGCAGCUCGCCUCCUGAGCCUGCGCAGCCCAGCUGCCCCCUGCCAUGCCGAGGCUCAGGAGGAAGCUCAGGGGGAGCUGGCCUUGACUCUCCAAGCUCUGGGGAUGCCCCAGCCAAAGCCAGGAACCUCCGCCAGCCAGUUGCUGAGAGAUGUCCAUGCCAAGAUCUCAGACUUGCUUCCUUCACUGCCCCCUGGACACCUGGAGCCCCUUCUCACUCAGCCUCUGGAUGCUCCCCGAUGGGAGGCCCUGAGUAACCUCUCCAGCUGCCUGCAGGAUCAGUAUUGCUACCGCCGCCGUCUCAUGCUGACCAGGCUGGAUCUCACGGCAUCUGCCUUCCACUGGACAGAGAGGGCCCAGACCCAGGGUACUGCCAUGACAAACGUCUUGAACCCCCUACGUCAGGGGUUGGCCCCCGAGUCUGACAUCUCCCUUGCCCACGUCUUGGCUUCCCGGGCUGACCUCUCCCGACUGGUCCCAGCCACAGGCCGGGCGGCCCGUCUUGUCACUUGCUGCCCCAUCAAUAAGGUGCUGAUGGGCCCGGUCCCUGACCGAGGUGGCCGGCCCAAUGAGCUGGAGGCCCCCAUGCCCACCUGGCAGAGCCGUAGGGAGGCCGGGCACCAACGCUGGGCACGGAAGAAGAAAAGACGGUGAACAGGAUGCUGCUGCCCUCCCAGGGUCCAUCGGGAGACCUCUGUCAGUGGGGGAGGGGCGAUCUGAAGGACCCCAGGGUUUGCAUCCAGUUCCCUCUGGUUCUCAUACUCACCAAAGCCAAGAUUUCUGGAAAAAUAGAUUUAAUUUACAAUA
Messenger RNA from Sarcophilus harrisii (Tasmanian devil), 1281 nucleotides. RefSeq names its product family with sequence similarity 98 member C (gene TSLIG3C). The record is from RefSeq and is a predicted model, not a curated record. The transcript has 7 exons. Gene Ontology annotation, cellular component: tRNA-splicing ligase complex. Lineage: Eukaryota; Metazoa; Chordata; Mammalia; Dasyuromorphia; Dasyuridae. Bases 67 to 1128 code for a protein of 353 amino acids.